UAAAGGGAAGCAUUGCUGCAAUAUGAAGUUUGACCUACCAAAUAGAGAGUCUUGACUCACAAAGAUCCAGAAAUAUGGCCGGUGAAGUUCUUUACUCCAGUGUGAAGUUUCCUCAGGAAAACAAAGGCAGAAAAGCAGCUGAUCAAACCAGCAUAGGAGAUGGAAAUGAUGUCACCUAUGCUGCCGUGAAGUUUGAAGAAGCUCCAAGUGCCCAGAAAAAGGGAAAGGAAAGUGAUGUCGCCUGUGCUGCAGUGAAGUUUUCAGAAGCUCCAUGUGACCAGCAACAGGAAACCUCCAUUGGCACAUCUGAUACUUCUGUCUGCAGAGUGCCUUCAUGCAGACAGGUUGCAUUUGGCGUGACGUUGCUGUGCUUGCUCUUAAUGGCUGUCAUGAUAUUCUUUGCAUUCUACUUUGUGGGCACCCUUAAAGGUGUCCCGCACUGUCCACAAGAAUGGGACCUGUCCAGUGGCAAGUGUUACUACUUCUCAACUAAUACAAUGAACUGGAGUUCCAGUCAUGAAAACUGCACAUCAAUGGGGGGUGAUCUGGUGAUUAUAGAGACUGUGGAAGAACAGAGAUUCCUAUCAGAAAAAACUAAGCAGAUCCUGAACAAUACUGGUCUUAACACAAAUGAACAGAUGUCGCACUGGAUCGGACUGACUGAUGUGGUAAAAGAAGAAGACUGGCGCUGGGUGGACAACAGAACUCUCAAUAGUACAGUAUACUGGGCCACUAGACAGCAUGAUGGUGGUAAAGAGCCAGAUGUCUUUAGUCAAAAGGACCCAUCUGGGGAGGACUGUGCACAUCUACUUCCAGUAAAGAAUAACACCAUGAACAUCUGGUACGAUGCAUCAUGCUCCUCUCAGUUUAAAAGGAUCUGUGAAACAACACCACAGCUGCUCUAGACAAUCCACAAGCA
Polyodon spathula (Mississippi paddlefish) is the source of this 919-nucleotide messenger RNA. Its product is annotated as C-type lectin domain family 4 member E-like. The transcript has 8 exons. Gene Ontology annotation, biological process: biological process involved in interspecies interaction between organisms; immune response. Gene Ontology annotation, cellular component: external side of plasma membrane. The record is from RefSeq and is a predicted model, not a curated record. NCBI's taxonomy places the organism in Eukaryota, Metazoa, Chordata, Actinopteri, Acipenseriformes, Polyodontidae. Gene Ontology annotation, molecular function: carbohydrate binding. Bases 75 to 905 code for a protein of 276 amino acids.